AUACCACACAAGGCCAAUAUUGAUAUUGUUGAUGUUGUUCCCUUGUCCAUACUGUCUGUGUUUAUGUCGCUGCUGUCACACCACAAUCGCGCGCAAAUGAACAAAAUCUAAACAUACAGAACAUCUAACGAGUUAAAUUGCGUGCGUUAUUGCGAUAAUCUAGUGGUUUCUAGCCGUGAUUUUAUCAAAAAUAGGAUGGACCAAUCAUUCUCGAAGCGUAUUCGGCUCAACUCAUAUUUGUAUCGUACCCGUAACCGUAUAGUGGAGCAAGACCAGCUAGAAGAAAAUAAUACCAGUGAAAGAGAAAAUGAUAAUGCACAUACGCCAGAUGUUGGUGCUACAUCCUCACACGACAGUUUUCUUGUGGAACAUGAUUAUGUUGAAGAUGAUCAUGAAACUACUGCAUACGCUGAGGAAGAAGAGGCUGUAAUCGAUUAUCUCGAAAGCUCUGACGAGGAACAAGAAACAUCAAACGAACCAUUCUCCGUAAAAGAAGCUUUGCAAACGUGGGCGGUGUCUACAAAUCAAACUUAUGAUUCCAUCGAACAAGUCAUGGGUAUAAUCGGUAAAGUAAGUUCUUGCAAAUUGCCAAAAGAUGCUAGAACUUUGCUAAAAAUCAACCGCAAUCGCUCUUCGGAAAUUAUUACCGUGCAAGGUGGACAGUAUUGGUAUCGUGGGAUUCAAAAUUGCUUCACUAACGAGUUAAGCGAUGUAAACUUUGAAGCUGAUACAACAAUUUUACUGAACGUGUCAAUAGACGGAUUGCCGAUUGCCAAAAGCAACAAUCUACAAUUUUGGCCUAUUCUAUUUAACAUUCAUGGAAUGCCGGAAAUACCAGUCAUGCCAAUUUCAAUCUAUUGUGGAGCAACAAAACCAGCCAGCAUAGAACAAUUUCUCCGACCUUUUGUAGAUGAGGUUAAUUUUCUCACAAAAAAUGGUGUGGUUGUAAAAAACAAGAAGUUUAACAUCAAAUUACGUGCUAUUAUCGCCGAUUCUCCUGCAAGAGCUUUUAUAAAAGGUGUUGCUUAUUUCAACUCGUUAGAUGGCUGCUUAAAGUGCACUUCGAAAGGAAAACACAUCAAUGGAAGAAACGCAUACUCGGACACCGCUGGCCCAGAUAGAACACAUGAAGGUUUCAAAAACCGAGCUUACGGUGAUCAUCACAAAUUAGAUUCACCUCUUUUGGAUUUAGAUGAGUUUGACAUCAUCAUACAAAUUAUUGUGGCAGAUUCUCUGCAUUUGAUAGAUUUAGGUAUAACAAAAAGAAUGCUGAUGGCGUGGAUGUUUGGUAUGUUUGGUGUAAGAAAAAAAUUAACACCUACACAAAUCAACUUUAUUACAGCUAAGUUACUUAACAUUAAACUUCCUGCUGAGAUCCAUAGAAAAUUUCGUCCACUUUUUGACAUCAAACAUUGGAAAGGAUCAGAAUUUGCUUCAUUUUUGUUUUAUGGUUCAUUUGUCGUUCUUAAGGACUCAAUUCCUGAAGAACAAUAUAAUCACUUCAUGUUGUUUUUUUGCAGCAUCACAUUGCUGUCUACAGAAGUUUACAAAGAGCAUUGGCCAUUAGCAAAUAAGUUACUUCAGCUUUUUGUAAAACUGUACAGUACACUAUAUGGUCCAGAAUAUAUAUCAAGUAACGUACAUAAUCUCUUACAUAUUUUCAAAGAAGCCGAAAACUUUGGCCCCAUUAACACAAUCUCCUCAUAUGAUUUUGAAAAUGAGCUUCAACAUUUAAAAAAAUCAUUACGAAGCGGGGGCAAAUGCUUGGAACAAGCUAUAAAUAGAAUAACAGAAAGCGAAGCAUAUCAUACGCACGAUACAAAUCAACAAAUUACUUUUCCUUCUAUUCAUCUUCGUGGAGAAACAGUUACUCUUCAUAUUCGUAAAGCUUUCUGUUUAAAAAAUGAUCAACGCAACGAAUGGUUUUUGACAAAAUCAGGAUAUGUUUGUCAAUUCGGUACAGCAAUCAUGCAAGACGGAGUAAUAGAAAUAUCAGCAAAAAAGAUCAUUUACUCGUCUAGUAGUUUCAGUUAUCCUUACGAUUCUAAAAUGAUAAAUAUUCACCGAGCAAGUACUAAUGAUUUAGAAGAAAGUUUUUUUAGACUAGGAAUCAGCGAUAUAAAAUGUAAAUUAGUUGCGGCACCUCUUGCUCAAGAAGAUGCAUUCGAUUUCGUUCCUUUAAUUCACACAUUAGUAAUAUGAAAUAAAUAAUAAAUAUUUG
Anopheles coluzzii is the source of this 2221-nucleotide messenger RNA. RefSeq lists its product as uncharacterized. The record is from RefSeq and is a predicted model, not a curated record. The coding region runs from base 196 to 2202 and encodes 668 amino acids. The transcript is spliced from 4 exons. Lineage: Eukaryota; Metazoa; Arthropoda; Insecta; Diptera; Culicidae.